Molecule: messenger RNA, 1347 nt
Organism: Penicillium maclennaniae
Lineage: Eukaryota; Fungi; Ascomycota; Eurotiomycetes; Eurotiales; Aspergillaceae
Product: FAD-dependent oxidoreductase
Exons: 4
Coding region: 1-1347 (448 amino acids)
Biological process (GO): secondary metabolite biosynthetic process
Molecular function (GO): monooxygenase activity; FAD binding
Source: RefSeq, a predicted model, not a curated record
AUGGGCUCCUUGUGUGAAGAAGUCCAAGUGAUCAUUGUCGGCCUGGGAAUCGUCGGACUUGCCGCAGCGAUCGAGUGUCGAGAGAAGGGCCAUAGUGUCCAGGCCUUUGACAAAAGCGAUAUACUGAAGCCCAUUGGAGACUGUAUUGGUCUACAAAGCAACGCAACGCGCAUCAUCGAACGAUGGGGCGCUGGUGCUAUCCACGAAACUCUUCGACCUUGGAUGGUGUCGUCCAAGGAAAUAAAUAUACAUAACUCUUCCGGCCGUGCGAUCAUCCGACAGGACCUAUCCGAAGUCUGCAAGCGACCAAAUUACCUCCUCCCGCGGUCAGAGCUCAUCCGAGUCAUGUAUGAGCACGCGCUCAAGAUCGGGGUCCAAAUAAGCCUCGGCGUGGAAGUUUGUGACCCUUUCGAAGACGAAGAUGGCGCCAGUGCUGUCAUCAUUUCCCGAGCUGGCGAGCGACGAAGACUACAAGGUGACUGUAUCAUUUGCAGCGACGGUGUGCACAGCAAAAUGCGGAAGACGAUCAUGCCGCAACCUGUUGAGCCUCGUCCGUCUGGGUACGCUGCUUUUCGGGCUCUGGUAGAUACGGAGAAACUCAAGGGUGACUCCGAAGCGAGCUGGGUGUUUGAAGGAGUUCAAGAGGCUGAUCGAUUUGAUGUCUUCUUCCUUUCUGGCGCGCAAAUUGCUCUGCAGUCGUGCAAUAAAGGGAAAUUCUUUUCUUGGUUCUGCAUUCAUCAGGAUACAAGAGACCUCCAAGAUGUCUGGACCUCCCCUGCCGACCCCAACGAGAUGCUGAACCUGAUCAAGUUCUGGCCCAUUGGGCAGCGCCUCUGGUCCGUGAUUCGACAUACCCAGCCUCAAAAAUCAUUGGGUAUCCAGCAAUGGUCGACUGAUUGUUAUUGGGGACGCGGCGCACCCCCUCUCCCUGCAGCAGGGCAGGGCGCGUCUCAGGGAAUAGAAGACGCAAACGUCCUAGCUACUACUUUGUCUCUGGCCGGAAGAAAACAAGUCUCCUUAGCUCUCCGCGUCACUGAAAGGAUACGCUAUGCUCGAGCCUCGGCUGUACAGCUGAUAAGCCAUCGCGUGAAUGAAGGCUGGCGGAAUCAAGACUGGGAUGCCUAUGAGCCAGACGAACAAAACAUUGCCUCUCUUCCGCUCGAGACGUGGAUCUAUGGCCACGACAGCCAGGCUUACACUGAGCAGGAGUUCGAAACAGUGGUAAAGGCAGUCCAUAUGGGAAGAGAGUAUCACGCCACGAACCUGCCAGACGAUUUACGUGCACAAUUGGGGAUUCGGAAUGUUGUGGGUCAAGAGCACUUGAAAAAGCCAGUCUAUAAAGCUUAG